CUUUGUAGCAGCCGUUGGUUUGUUAUCAGUUUGUUGUGUUGGUUUUAGCUCAAUUUGAUUUUUUUGUCGUUUGCACUUUCAUUCAUUUGACAUGGCUCCUGAUAGCCUGACGCGGUUUUUCUCGAAAUUAGUACUUGCGGUAAUAGUUUUGACCGGUUCUUCCUCACAGCAAGAUGCUGUUCCGGUUUUGUUAGAGUACGACGCCUGUGACAUCCCUAAUGAAGCGGAAAAGGGAAUUUGCGUCAAACCUCAGGAUUGUCAGGCCUUUCAAAAUAUUAUCAUAGAAGAAGAGCUUUGCUCGAUUGGGACGUUCAGCUUCGUUAAGGCAUUGCAGUGUGAAUCGACCGAUGAAACGAGAGUUUGUUGCCCGCAAAGCGGUGCCUAUAAGGAUCCUCAGCUGUCAUCGGACGUUCCACGGUUGGAGAGGAAUCCAAGGCCAAUCAUGCCACUCCUAUUUGAUUUGUGCUACUCAUGUGGGCAGGAGGUGGCGUUCAAGGAUAGGAUAGUAGGGGGAAAGAUUGCCGAUAUCGAUGAAUUCCCUUGGGCGACAUUACUGUUCUAUCGGAAUAACCGCCAGGGUUGCGGUGGAGUGCUGAUCAGUAGGACAUUUGUGAUGACGGCUGCACAUUGCCUGGCCGGGCCCAACUAUGACCAGCUUGGACCACUACAUUUCGUCCGCCUACGAGAGUACAAUACCGAGUCCGAUCCGGACUGUACCGUAUUAAAGACUGAAUUCGAAAACUAUAGGGAUUGCAACGAGGAGAAAAUUGACGCACGUCCCAAGUCUAUUAGAGUUCAUCCGAACUAUGAUCCAUACGACAUUCAACUGUACAACGAUAUCGGGUUGAUCGAACUCGAUCGAGCCGUUGAAUAUACGGACUUUCUGCAACCAGUUUGCCUACCAAGGACUGGACUACGCGUCGGCUUAGCGGAGCGGACAAUCUUCCAAGUUUGUGGAUGGGGUAGAACGAACUUUUUUAACAAGCUAAAGGGAACCGUAAGCCCCAUCAAGAUGAAAGCUAGCUUGCCGUUCGUCAAGGCGGAAGAUUGCAUGAAAGCCUAUGAAUCUCAGCAGCUGGAUUUGGGACCGGGACAGUUUUGUGCGGGUGGCAGAAAAGGUGUAGAUACCUGCGCCGGAGACAGUGGUUCACCGCUGAUGUUCUUCGAUCGAGUCAAAGAGACGUGGGUCCUCAGCGGAAUCGUGAGUAAAGGGCCCACUUCCUGUGGGACAACCAACAAGCCUGGCAUCUACACGAAUGUGAAAUACUAUCUUCCCUGGAUUUUACAGAAUGCUAUAUGAUUAACAGUUGAAACCAAUUUCGCUUUUUCUUUGUA
This is a messenger RNA of Ochlerotatus camptorhynchus, 1335 nucleotides long. Its product is annotated as CLIP domain-containing serine protease B8-like. Lineage: Eukaryota; Metazoa; Arthropoda; Insecta; Diptera; Culicidae. Bases 92 to 1300 code for a protein of 402 amino acids. The transcript has 4 exons. Gene Ontology annotation, biological process: proteolysis. The record is from RefSeq and is a predicted model, not a curated record. Gene Ontology annotation, molecular function: serine-type endopeptidase activity.